ACUACCCCUCCCUUCCACCCCACCAAAAAAGUAGCAGGUACGUUACAUUACAAUUUCAUUGAAGUCGAAGGAACCUCCACCCAACUGUUACUGUCGGCAACAACAACCAAACAUCCUUCUUUGCCAGAAGCCAGUCAGCCAUUGGAAGCAACCGAGCAAUUGGGUUUGAGCUUUGGAGAGAGAAGACGGGAAUAAAAACGAAAGCCCAAAAAAGGAAACGUUUUUUGUUUUUUAAAUACAAGAAAAAGAAAAUGAGAAAUAACAGACUCUUUCUUUAGACGAAAGUAGAGUCAAGCUUAGAGUCUGCAAUUGAGAUUCGCAGAUUACAGUUUCAGUCCUUCUUCUAGUACUGAGCUCCCUGAAGUGUUUACUGUUAGGCAAAGUUAAACAGAAAUUUCUUUUUCUGUUUUGGGGAUUACCAAUGUUGGUCCAAGACCGUACAACGGCCCCCAAAUCCCCCAAAUCUUCACGAACUUUGCCUACUUUCAAUCCAAACAACCACCAUCAGGAAAGCUACCGUUUUUCGCCAUCCAAAUCCCUAGAUUUCUCCACUUGGUUUGCAGAGAAUCUUUACAAGAUCAUUACUUGUUUUUUUCUUAUUUUCACUGUUGCUAUAGUCUUCUUCCUCUGGAAUACUGGUGAUUCUGCUGCUUUUCUCUAUCUUCAAUCGAGAACCCAACCCAUUGAGAAAACCCUUCAUUUUCCUCAAAUUAAUUGGAAUCGUAUCACACCCAUCACUGAUAAGACUUCUCCUUACGCGAAUUUCCGUACGGAGAAAUGGAUUGUUGUUUCAGUGUCUGACUAUCCAUCGGAUUCGCUAAGAAAACUUGUUAAAAUCAAAGGGUGGCAGUUGUUGGCAAUUGGGAAUUCGAAGACACCAAGAGAUUGGGUUUUAAAGGGUGCAAUUUUCCUGUCUUUGGAUCAGCAAGCGAGCUUGGGAUUUAAGGUUGUGGAUUUUGUGCCAUUUGAUUCGUAUGUGAGGAAAAGUGUUGGGUAUUUGUUUGCUAUACAACAUGGGGCGAAGAAGAUUUUCGAUGCUGAUGAUCGAGGUGAAGUGAUUGGAGAUAAUUUAGGGAAGCAUUUUGAUGUGGAAUUAGUUGGGGAAGGAGCUAGGCAAGAGACUAUUUUGCAGUAUAGUCAUGAGAAUGUGAAUAGGUCUGUGUUGAAUCCUUAUAUUCAUUUUGGGCAGAGGUCAGUUUGGCCUAGAGGCUUACCAUUGGAAAAUGUGGGUGAAAUUGAGCAUGAAGAGUUUUACACAGAGGUUUUUAGUGGGAAACAAUUUAUACAGCAAGGGAUAUCAAAUGGGUUACCAGAUGUUGAUUCUGUGUUUUAUUUUACUAGGAAAUCUGGUUUGGAAGCUUUUGAUAUUAGGUUUGAUGAGCAUGCCCCAAAAGUGGCAUUGCCUCAAGGGAUAAUGGUGCCUGUCAAUUCAUUUAAUACAAUUUACCAUUCACCGGCCUUUUGGGGUUUGAUGCUUCCGGUUUCAGUCAGUACAAUGGCUUCUGAUGUGUUAAGGGGUUAUUGGGGGCAAAGGCUUUUGUGGGAGAUUGGUGGAUAUGUUGUGGUUUAUCCACCUACUGUGCAUAGAUAUGAUAGAACUGAGGGAUACCCAUUUUCAGAGGAGAAAGAUCUUCAUGUAAAUGUAGGAAGGUUGAUUAAGUUCUUGGUCGCAUGGAGAUCAAAUAAACAUAGGUUGUUUGAAAAGAUUUUGGAGUUGAGUUAUGCAAUGGCAGAGGAAGGAUUUUGGACUGAACAGGAUGUUAGGUUUACUGCUGCUUGGCUUCAGGACUUGAUUGCUGUUGGAUAUCAGCAGCCUAGGUUAAUGUCACUAGAAUUGGAUCGACCACGGGCAAGUAUUGGUCAUGGAGAUCGAAGGGAGUUUAUCCCUCGUAAGUUGCCAUCUGUGCAUCUCGGAGUAGAGGAAGCAGGAACAGUGAAUUAUGAGAUUGGUAACUUGAUUCGGUGGAGGAAGAAUUUUGGUAAUGUGGUGCUAAUUAUGUUUUGCACCAGUCCUGUGGAACGGACUGCCCUGGAAUGGAGAUUGCUGUAUGGGAGGAUAUUCAAAACUGUGGUUAUCUUAUCACAGCAGAAGAAUGAGGAUCUUGCUGUUGAAGAAGGUCAUUUGGAACAGUUAUACAAGCAACUGCCCAAGAUUUUUAAUCGGUUUACUAGUGCAGAAGGCUUUUUAUUCCUUAAGGAUGAUACUGUCCUUAAUUAUUGGAAUUUGCUUCAGGCAGACAAGACUAAGCUAUGGAUUACAGACAAGGUAUCUAAAUCGUGGAGCACCAUGUCCACCAAGGGGGACUCCGAUUGGUAUGCAAAACAAGCAGAAAUGGUGAAAAAGGUUGUUAGCUCAAUGCCUGUUCACUUCCAAGUCAAUUACAAGGAUGCUAUGAGUGAUCAGAGUCUCACAAUAUGCAGUUCUGAGAUAUUCUAUAUUCCUCGCCACUUUGGAGCUGACUUUACCGAGCUUGUAAGUCUUGUGGGUGAUCUGGAAAUCCAUAACAACGUUGCUAUACCAAUGUUUUUUGUUUCAAUGGAUUCACCGCAGAAUUUUGAUUCUGUGCUUAAUACAAUGGUAUAUAAACGGAAGCCACCUUCAACUAAUUCAACCCUUUAUUCUGCUCAAGCACCUGCUAUUCACCCAUGGAACGUGUCGAGUGAACAAGAUUUUAUAAAGCUGGUAAGAAUAAUGGCAGAAGGUGAUCCUCUCCUAAUGGAGUUCGUUUGAAGAUAAAAUCUUCUUUUUGAUACUUGCAAGAACCACGAUAGAGUCAACGAACUGUACCAUUUUGUAAUUGAUACAAAUUUCUCUUUUGUUUUUCUUUUCCAAUUUUUCUAGAAGGGGAAGGCUCUUUUUGCUUUUAAAAUGUAAUUGCAAAUUUUUUUUUAAUAAUUUUCUUGUAGAUUUAUCUUGUAUGAUUCAUUGACUGAUUGGGGAUUCCCCUCCAAUGAUAAAUGUUUUAGGCUUUUUCUUUGUCUAAAGAAAAUAUAAGAACACUGCUUUUAGCAUCAAUUUCAGUU
Messenger RNA from Jatropha curcas, 3024 nucleotides. Its product is annotated as putative glycosyltransferase STELLO2. Lineage: Eukaryota; Viridiplantae; Streptophyta; Magnoliopsida; Malpighiales; Euphorbiaceae. The record is from RefSeq and is a predicted model, not a curated record.